Conger conger (European conger) is the source of this 3050-nucleotide messenger RNA. It is a transcript of the gene coq8b, whose product is annotated as coenzyme Q8B. Gene Ontology annotation, molecular function: kinase activity. The transcript has 15 exons. Lineage: Eukaryota; Metazoa; Chordata; Actinopteri; Anguilliformes; Congridae. Gene Ontology annotation, biological process: ubiquinone biosynthetic process. The coding region runs from base 124 to 2034 and encodes 636 amino acids. Gene Ontology annotation, cellular component: extrinsic component of mitochondrial inner membrane. The record is from RefSeq and is a predicted model, not a curated record.
CAUUUCCGUAUCCGGUAGUAGUUAAGCAAUAGCUCCGACAAGAACUGUGUGGAGACUAGCGAAGGGCACGUAGGGAAGACGGCAAUAAGACAAUAUUGUUGUCUACAAUAUACAUUUUUGCAGAUGAUGCUUUCGGAGGUGCUCCAGGUCCUGCGUGGGGCAGGGCGGGUGGGCACAGCCUUUGCUGCCAUGCAGGGGGAGCAACUGAGGCUCCUGGCCUGCAACUCCACCCUCGGCGCAGGAAUCCAGCUGGUACAGGAGGCUGUGGAGGGUGUGGUUGGCAUGGCGAUGGGGAGCAAUGGGACUCCUAAGCCAGUCGACUUCCCUGAUGAUGAGGGGUGGGGGGAGAUGGACCAGGACGAAGCCACCAAGUGGGCCAUGGGGUCUGAGAUGCCCCCCGAGUUUGCUGGGCAGGGGUACCCGGGGCCCCAGGAGGGCCUGCAGGGCCCUGAGGCCCCCAGGGAGCCGCUCUCCCACCGGGCUGCAGGGUGGGAAGGCCCCGGGGCCCCGGCGGGGCCGGGAGGGGCCAGGUUUCUGCACUACGCCUCGGCGCUUCGUGGGGCCCGUUUUCUCCACGACUCUGCGAUCGGUAGGCUGACGGCAGAGGACAUUAAGAAGGCCCGAGACGCCAAACAGGUGCCUGAGAGAAUGACUCUUGCCCGACCAGUCAGACAGAAGCUGAGUGACCGAGCGCGAGAAAGGAAGGUCCCUGCCUCUCGUAUCAGCCGGCUCGCUAAUUUCGGGGGUCUGGCCGUGGGGCUGAGUCUUGGAGCCAUUGCAGAGUUGGCUAAGCAGUCCUUGGGAAGCAAGCGUGGAGAUUCACAGGCCCUCCUGGACUCCCCUCUCCUGUCUGAAGCCAACGCUGACAGGAUCGUGCAGACCUUGUGCAAGGUGCGGGGAGCGGCGCUCAAAAUCGGCCAGAUGCUGAGUAUACAAGAUAACAGCUUCAUCAGUCCCCAGCUGCAGAAGGUCUUUGAACGGGUCAGACAGAGUGCUGACUUCAUGCCCACCUGGCAGAUGAAAAAAGUUCUAGAGGAGGAGCUAGGACCUGGCUGGAGGGACAAGCUGGCCUUUUUCCAGGAGAGGCCCUUUGCAGCUGCAUCGAUUGGCCAGGUGCACCAUGCCGUGAUGCAUGAUGGGAGGGAGGUGGCCAUGAAGAUCCAGUACCCGGGGGUUGCUGAGAGCAUCCGGAGUGACAUCAACAACCUGAUGUCCGUGCUGAAGAUGAGUGUGGCACUCCCGGAAGGCUUGUUUGCUGACAGCAGUCUAGAGGUCCUUCAGAGAGAGCUGGCCUGGGAAUGCGACUACAAGAGAGAGGCAGAGUGUGCCAAGCGGUUCCGGGCCCUGCUGGAGGGGGACCCGUUCUUCGAGGUGCCCGAGGUGGUGGACGAGCUAACGGGCACCCGGGUCCUGACCAUGGAGCUGGUGUCCGGGGUGCCGCUGGACAGCUGCGUGGAGCUCGACCAGGAGACCCGGAACGCGAUCAGCCACAACAUUCUCCAGCUGUGUUUGAGAGAGCUGUUUGAGUUCCGCUUCAUGCAGACAGACCCCAACUGGGCCAACUUCUUCUACAAUGCUGACAGGAACAAGGUGAUCCUCCUGGAUUUUGGAGCCUGCCGAGAUUACCCAGUAGAGUUCACCGACCAGUACAUAGAGGUCGUGUAUGCUGCCUCCGUAGGAGACCGGGAAACUGUGCUGCAGAAAUCCAAAGACCUCAAAUUCCUAACUGGAUUUGAAACCAAAGCGUUCCAGGAGGCGCACGUGGAGGCGGUGAUGAUCCUGGGCGAGGCCUUCGCCUCCCCGGAGCCCUUUGACUUUGGGACGCAGAGCACGACGCGGCGGAUCCAGGGCCUGAUCCCGGUGAUGCUGCGGCACCGGCUCACCCCGCCGCCCGAGGAGAGCUACUCGCUGCACCGCAAGAUGGCCGGCUCCUUCCUCAUCUGCUCCAAGCUGGACGCCCACAUCGCCUGCCGCGACAUGUUCCGGGACAUCUACCACGCCUACACCGGCCAGCGCCAGCAGAGGGCUGCCUAGAUGCAGGAGGGGGUGAGGUCCGGGAGCCCCCCCCAGGGGGGCAUUUGGAUGGGGACAGAAAUGUUUUUUUAAAUUUUAUUUACUGCCCCAGGCUUCAGGUGCUGUUGUAAAUAUUGUGCAAUGUGAGGGGGAGGAUGUGCCAUGAGGAAGAGGGGGGGCAUGGGACAGUGAUGAAGAGGCCUUGAAGCCUGUGAUGACACGCUACAGCCACAAGCACCUGGCUCUCUCAUUCGGAUCCCUCCGGGUUCUCUCUCCCUCUUUAUGUCUUGUACACUCUCCCUCUUUCUCUCUCCUGUUCUCUUCUUCUUCUUCCACUCCCUCUUUCUGUCUCCUAUUCUCUUCCUAUUUCUCUCUCCUGUUAUCUUCCUCUUCCUCUUUCUCUCUCCUAUUCUCUUCCUCUCUUUUUUCUGUCUCUUAUUCUCUCCCUCUUUCUGUCUCCCAAUUCUCUUCCUCUUUCUCUGACUGUGCCAUUGGAGAACACACUGUGUAGCCUUAGGGUGAGCUAACUUCCUCUCCCAUGGAAAUCAGACUCUCAUCCAAUAUCACCAUGAGGGUAAAUAUCUUCUGACAUAUUUUACAAUGCAAAACCAGCAUCUGUUAAAAAGGUAAUAGUGUUGAAUGCAGUUUGUAUUUCUGCACACAUUCUGUAUUUCUGCACACAUUUCUCAGCUCAUAAGAAAUAAAACAUGACACUUGUGCAAUAUUUAUAUACUGUAAUAGCAGUUACAGUUUGGGAUCUGUAAAAAGGCAGUACUGUGUUGUUGAGGGUCUAUCUGGGUGAAAGUGAAAAUUAAAUAGUGUUUAAAGAGUCUACAAGAUUGUUUCGUGGACCCAUUUUGGUGGCAGUUUUUUUUUUUUUUUGUGCAUGAUUCUCCUUUUGAGUCUGUGUAAUGCUGUGCGGUCCAGUUUAAGAUCUUGCCAGGCACUAUUCCAGUGGAUGUAUAAGUGGAAUGCUCUUUGUGCUUCAGAUCCAUGUGAUAAUUUGCUGCUAAAUAAACUUGGCCAGCGGGAAAAAA